AUGGAGGUGACCGCCGCGGCGCAGCGCGCAGAGGCGGAGGUUCAGAAGCACGCCGCCGCGCACGCGCAGGCGGCAGCGCAGGCGCAGCAGCUGCAGGCGCAGGCGCAGAGCCUGCACAUACAGGCCGCGAUGACGAACGCGGCGGCGGCGCCGCCGGCCGCCGCGGCGGCGCUGUCUGCCGGCGGCGUCCUGCUUGCCGGGGCGCCGCUGGCCGCCGGAGGCCCGGCCCCGCCGGUGGCUCUCGCGAGCAGCGGUUCGUUCAGCGCUGGCCAGGCGGGGUCCAUGGUGGCGGGCCAGGCGGCGGCCCCUCCGCAGAUCAUCUCCGCGGGCGCCCCUUCGGGGGCGGCGCCCGCCGCCGUCGAUCCCGGGGCGCGCAACGUCGUCGGCCCCGGCCUGGCUGUUGCAGGAAUCCCAGGCGUCAAUUCGGUGGGGAUCUUGCAGGCGCACCCCUCCCCGCCGCUGGCGCCCGUCCAGGCGCCGGUGGUCACCACCCAGCUGCCCAUCCCGGCCGUCGCGCAGUCGAUACCCAUUGUGGUGUCCAGCGCGGCCAUGGUCGCGGCCGCGAUGUCGCUCGGCGGCCCGCAGCAGCCGCCGGCUGCCCUGCACGCGGGGCUCCCCGUCGUGCCCGCAGCGGCGGCGCCGCCGCAGCAGCACCAGCUGCAGCAGCUGCAGCAGGGGCACCAGGUGCUGCUGUCGCUGUCCCCGCCGCUCGCAGGGGGCGCGGGCGCGGGCGGGGGGGGCGGCGCGUCCGUCUCGGCGCACUCUGGCUCGGUGCUGCCACCCCACAGCGAGGCGGGCGGCACCCCCUCAACGCAGCCGAUGGACCCCGUGACGCAGCAGCAGUUGGCGCAUCACCAAGCGGCGCAGCAGCAGGCACAGCAACAGCAGCAGCAGCAGCAGCAGCAGCAGCACGCAGCCAUACAGCAGGCAGCGCUGCAGCACCAGCAGCAGCACCAGCAGCAAAUGCUGCAGCAGCAGCAACUGCAGCAGCAGCAGCAGCUCCAGCAGCAGCAGCAGCUCCAGCAGCAGCAAUUGCAGCAGCAACAGCAGCUGGAGCAGCACCAGUUUCAGCUGCACCAGCAGACGCCGCAGCAAUCGCAACAAUCACAGCAUUCGUCGCAGCAGCUUCAGCAGCAGCAGCAGCAGCAGCAGCAGCAGCAGCAGCAGCAACAGCUGCAACAGCAGGUGCAGCAGCAGCAGCAGCAGCAGCAGCAGCAGCAGCAGCAGCAGCAGCAGGUGCAGCAGCAGCAGCAGCAGCCCCCGCAGCAGCAGCAGCAGCAGCAAGCGCAGGUUGACCCCGCCUCGGCAGCCGCCGCUGCUGCCCAGAUUGCGCACGCGGUCAGCUUACAGGCGCAGCAACAGGCCGCCCAGGCUGCACACGUACACGCGCAGCAGGCGGCACAGCUGCAGCAGGCACACGCAGCGGCGGCCGCCGCGCACGCUGCGAGCAUCCAGGCGCAGCAGCAGGCGCAGCUGCAUGCAGAGCACGCCGCGGCGAUUGCCGCGGCGCAGGUGCAGGCUCAGGCAGUGUCGAUGCAGCAGCAGGCGGCGGUGUCCGUGAGCGGGGGCGUGCAAGGCUCGCAGCAGCAGCAGCAGCAGCAGCAGCAGCAGCAGCAGCAAUCUCACCUGCCCGCUGUAAGCGUGAGUGGGAGCACGGCCGGCCUGCCGCCGCUGCCCCCGCGUGAGGGGUCGAUCAAUGGGCCCGCCUCCUCGGCGCUGAUCCUCCCGGCACCCGUCGCGCCGGGAGGGGCGCCCGUCGCUGCUACACCUAUAGCCCACUGCGACAGCUCGGCCUCGCUGCAUGCGCUGAUGCAGCAGCAGGCGCAGCAGCAGCAGCUGGAGCAGCACAACUUCCAUUUGCAGCAGCAGCAGCAGCAGCAGCAGCAGCAGCAGCAGCAGAUGCAAAUGGUCCUACCAGAGGGCGCAGCGGACGCCACGCCGCGCACCUCCCUGCAUGGUGCCACGCCCCCAACCGUGUCGGCGGCCCCAUCGCCUGGCGACCCUGCGGCCGCGGCGGCGGCGGCGGCGGCGGCGGCGGCGGCGGCGCACAUGCCCGCCAGCAUGCUCGCGCAGCCUGCGGCCGUCCUGCCGCUGGGGCCGGGCACCCACUCCGUCGUCCUACCCCAGGUGGCGCAGAAGCAGGCGCUGCUGCAGCACGCGGCGCAGCUGCCGCCCCUGCCCCCGCAGCAGCACCACCACCACCAGAACCACCCGCAGCCGCACCAGCCGCACCAGCCGCAGCAGCAGCCGCAGCAGCGGUCCCUCAACGGGCAGGGGCUCAACGCGGCGCCCGGCGUGCUGCUGGCGAGCCUGGUCGACCAGGCUCUUUCGGGCCACACCCUGGCUGAGCAUGCGCUGGCCGCGGCGGCGGCGGCGCCGCUCACGCCGCUGGACCCCCACAGCUUGCUCGGGGACCUCGCAUCACCGAUGCUGCCGCCGCCGCGCGACCCGGCCGAGCCCUCCCAAUACUCGUCCAUGGCGCCGCCGCCGGCCAAGGUGCCGCGCCUCAUGCCGCCGGGCGAUCAGGGGACGCCGGCAGCCAAGGCUGCUGGGCCCGCGGUGCAGCAGCAGCAGCAGCCGCCAUUGGACGCGAUCGAGGCGCAGCUGAGCGCGCACAGCGGCGGCGGGCAGGGGUUGCCGGCGCACGACCUCGACCCCCAUGCGGUGCAGCUGCUGGUGGCGGCUCCCGGCCACCGGCCCGCUGCGGGGCCCGAUGCCGCAGGAGCGCCCCCGCCGCCGGUCAUUUGA
Monoraphidium neglectum is the source of this 2748-nucleotide messenger RNA. RefSeq lists its product as hypothetical. Gene Ontology annotation, biological process: error-prone translesion synthesis; double-strand break repair via homologous recombination. Gene Ontology annotation, molecular function: DNA-directed DNA polymerase activity. The transcript has 2 exons. Gene Ontology annotation, cellular component: nucleus; zeta DNA polymerase complex. Lineage: Eukaryota; Viridiplantae; Chlorophyta; Chlorophyceae; Sphaeropleales; Selenastraceae. The record is from RefSeq and is a predicted model, not a curated record. The coding region runs from base 1 to 2748 and encodes 915 amino acids.